AUGCCUCCGACACGUCGUCCGCCGGCUGUUGCCAGAAGUCGAGAGGAAGUUCAUUCAGCUUCCACGCAAGCCACUCGUACUGGGGAGGGUGGGUUGGUGAGGAAGGGGACUCGGAGGAAGGAGGGCGGGCCGAGGCCGGGCCGAGAGGAGGAAGACCCGA
Perkinsus marinus ATCC 50983 is the source of this 160-nucleotide messenger RNA. RefSeq lists its product as hypothetical. The record is from RefSeq and is a predicted model, not a curated record. NCBI's taxonomy places the organism in Eukaryota, Perkinsozoa, Perkinsida, Perkinsidae. The annotation marks the transcript as partial. The transcript has a single exon.